Messenger RNA from Tarenaya hassleriana, 713 nucleotides. RefSeq names its product 50S ribosomal protein L35, chloroplastic. The record is from RefSeq and is a predicted model, not a curated record. The coding region runs from base 96 to 575 and encodes 159 amino acids. The transcript is spliced from 3 exons. Gene Ontology annotation, molecular function: structural constituent of ribosome. Gene Ontology annotation, biological process: translation. Gene Ontology annotation, cellular component: ribosome; large ribosomal subunit. Lineage: Eukaryota; Viridiplantae; Streptophyta; Magnoliopsida; Brassicales; Cleomaceae.
UCCCUCAUUCCUCAUCCCCUCGCUUUCUGCCUGCAAGCUUAUCUUCUUCUACAUCACCCUAGUACUGUAAGCAAAGGCGCCUAGAGAAAACCCUUAUGGCGUCUCUUUCAAUGGCUUCCUUUUCUCUGAGAUUAUGCCCUUUACGUUCCGCGUCGAUUGGUGUCCCUCACGGGUAUGUGCAACUCGCCCGAUUGAACCAGGUGGGUAACUCGCUGAGUCUUAGCUCCACUCACUGCAUUUCUGGGCUUCACGCGGUUGUUCCUCAGAAGAUUUCCACCGCUGCUCCUCCGAAUUCCCAGAGGUUUCAAUCUCUUACCGUUUUCGCUGCCAAGGGCUACAAGAUGAAGACCCACAAGGCCCCCCCCCCCCCCCCCUUUUCAGUCGGUUCACAGCGGUUCAGGGUGACUGGUAGGGGGAAGAUAGUGAGAAGGAGAGCGGGAAAGCAACACUUGUUGGCUAAGAAGAACACCAAGAGGAAAUUGCGUCUCUCGAAAAUGCACCCUGUAAGCAAGAGCGACUAUGACAACGUGAUUGGUGCAUUGCCCUAUCUGAAAGUCAAUCGAAACGCCAAGUAAGAGCAUUUUGGUAUAUUCUUCGUGUUUCUCGGGUUUAAUGUGAAAAUGAGUGAGGAAAAACAUGGAAAGGAACACACGAGUUGCAACAUCCUUUUGUAAUAACAUUUGUCAAUGAUUCAUUUCGUGUUUGGUUCUUCU